CUCUGAAAAUUCCAGUGAUUUUUCAUUUUCUUUAAAAAUAACCGAAAAUCCUGAAGAAUCUCAAAGCAGCUGUAAUUUCACAGAAUUAAGAUGUCUUAAUGACUCAAAUUCCGUACAAAAAGUCAUUCCUCAACCGGUCAAGGGCCAAAUUUCCUGCCAAUCAAUUCUAGUUCAAAAAUACGCCACCACAGAGGAAACCUACAGCUCAAAAGUGAUCAACGACAUAAUCUCAAAUGAGAGCACCAGGAUCGUGGCUAUUUUCAAGGAUUACCUAAUCCAGGACGAUAUGAGCGACUUCAUGAGAAGGUAUUACACUGCUGAAGAGUCUGUAGGCAAGAUUGGCCGCCUUACAGACUACUACAACACUUAUUGUACAGUAUUUCCUAACUAUAUCACCCUUGAAGAGAGAGGGUACUUGUACAAGAAUAUCAUCCGGAAGCAAUAAAAAUGCUUAAUGAUAAACAUGAUGACCUCCUUUUGAUAAAGGAGAGGGAGAACCUUAACCUUCUUCAUUGAGACUUCCCAAGAAGUUUUGAAAAUUCUACACUUUUGAAUACCAAAUUUAUGAACCAGCUUGAAAAUAGCUCUAUUGGGUCAAGCUCAUUACAUGGUGAAAGUUGCAGCCAGCAAAGCCAGAGCAGCCAGAUUUUGGAUUUCGAGAACAGCUCAGAACUUUUCAAUAGUAAAGGAAAUGUAGAGACCGAAGAAGAGACUAGAAAAGUACAACCUCAACUAGUCAAAAUUCUAGAUAUGCUAGCUCUAGAAGAGAGCAAUGACUCGAUCCAAUCUAUUAUUGAUUACACCAAGAUGAGCAAAGCUCGAAGGUGUCCUCUGCGAGCUAACAAGAGUAAAGUCAAGGAUUUUAGUAAGACUGAGAAUUUGCUCCAAGAGAUAGACCAAGAACUCAAGACUUUUCAUGCUUCUAAGCCUGAAGCUAAACUUCAGAAAAUCCAAAGAGUCUCAAAACUAAAAGAGAGAUUGAUCAAGCAGAGCCAAGAUUUUGAGAAGAAUGAUAUUACUGAGCAUCCUUCAGUUAACGACUCUAAAGCACUUCCUAAUUCGACAAAAGAGAGAUAUAGGAAAUAUAUGACCAAGAAAAGGUCAGCCUCGAGAGGUGUUUUUGAGUAUAAUGACUCUGAGAGCUACCCCACUACACCUUUAGGUGAGGUUCAGAAUAAGCACCAAACAUCUCGUCCAGCCAUCUUAGGAGGAAAGCUUGCUCUUCAAACCUAUAAAUAUCUCCCUCAAAAUAAAGCUAGUGAUAGUAAGACUACCUGAGGAAGGAAGAAUCUAGAGAAUGUUGAUCCAUCUGGUGUAUUAAAUAAUGAAUUAGGCCUACAUAAUGGGAAUAGAAACAAAGAUAAUAAGUAAGUCGGACUCAAAAGCAAGAUAUCUCCAAAAAAAUCUGAAAUCUUCAAAGAAGAUUUUCCAACCUAAGGACUCAGCACGAGUGAGUCCAAGAGUGAUGGAUACUACAGCUGGUAUUAACAACAGAGAGCAUUUUCUAAAUCUGAAGAGAUUAAAUCAACCAAAUUCUUCUAUCAAUUCUAUCUCAACCUGAAUACACCAAUCCAAUGGCUGCUUUUCAAAGAGAAGCAUAACGGCUAGCAACUGAAAGAAAUGUUUUGCUGGUGAAACAACAAAAUUAGGUCAAAAACAGCUAUCUAAAAGACUAAAAAGGCCGAAUAAAUCUAAUAAGAGGACAAGUAGUCUGGAGGCUUGUACAAGCCCAGCUAAGAUCACCAGGCGAAGAACAUCAGGCUGUCUUGUUGAAACUAAACUUACAAAUAAUUCUAAAUCUCGAGGAGAUCUUAAGGGGUCAAAUCAAAGGAAAUCUAAAGUUAGGGUGUACCUCAGAUCUUUAUACGACAAAGAUACUCGUUCACAGAGCAAAUAUGGAGGAUUUUUACCUGAACAAACUUCUAUGAGGGGGAAAUAUUCAGCAAAGUCAAUUAAGAAACAGGUCUAUGCAAGCCAAAAUUUUAAAAGUUUUAAAUCUAGUACUAGUAGGAGUAGGCAUAAGUCUAAAUCGCCUAUAAAUUCGGUUAUGAGUAAAUCAUGAAGACCAUCCCCAGGUCAGAUUGAGAGAAAAUCAUACCUCAGAUCAUCUCAGCCUGGAAAAAUUAAAGGAAUUUUGAAAAAUAAAAGUGGUAAAUCAAUGAAAAAUUUAAAAUCACCAUCCAAUUUUGAACUCACCAGGAACUCUUCUACUAAGGCUACAAAGAGAGUUUUGAAAAGGAUGGAAUCCACUAAGGAUUAUAAGAAGAGUUCAAGAGAUUUUCUCAAUCCUUCUUCGCAGACCAUUGCUAACCACACACCCAAGACUUGUCUCGGCCAAAGCAUAAAGGCUGGUCUGAAGGAUCAAGACCCAUUCUUUGUAGAGAAAAGCAAUUGUGAUGGUAGAUCCAAGGUCAAGAGGUUUAAGAAAAAUAUAAUCAGCGGAACACUCCAGUCAUUGAAGACAUCUAGAGUCAGGCUAACUAAAGCAAAUUCCAAUUUUGAUCGACCAGCUGGAAGAGCUGAUCAUAAAAAGAGCUAUAAUACUGUUAUGAGCUCUAUAUUUUCAAAAAAAAUAUAGCCACACAGCACAAAAAUAUAUUACAUUGAG
This is a messenger RNA of Moneuplotes crassus, 2608 nucleotides long. The record is from the annotation of a GenBank genome assembly. NCBI's taxonomy places the organism in Eukaryota, Ciliophora, Spirotrichea, Euplotida, Euplotidae.